Messenger RNA from Fraxinus pennsylvanica, 906 nucleotides. Lineage: Eukaryota; Viridiplantae; Streptophyta; Magnoliopsida; Lamiales; Oleaceae. The record is from the annotation of a GenBank genome assembly.
AUGACUCUAAGCGGAGUCUUAACCGCAUUCUCUGCCAACAUAUGGAUGUAUACCGCUUUGAGAUUUAUCAGUGGAUUUGGUAGGUCAACAAUUGCCACCUGUGCACUUGUUUUGUCCGCAGAACUUGUUGGGAAAAAAUGGAGAGGAAAUGUUGGGAUCAUAGGAUUCAUCGGUUUUCCUUUCGGAUUUCUUUCUUUACCUGGUAUUGCUUAUCUGACCAAAGGUUCCUCGUGGGGACUCCUUUACUUGUGGACUUGCAUUCCACCAGUAUUUUACUCUGUGUUAUUGUAUUUUCUAGCUUGUGAAUCUCCUCGAUAUCUUUAUAUCAAGGGCCGGAAGGAAGAUUUCGCUAAAACACUGAGAAGUAUUGCUGCACCUGCGAAUCGGGUCUUAACUGACAACUUCGUCGACAGGUGCAUUAAGUGGGAAGACGAAUUGCAAGAAACAGACUAUUACUCCGCAAUAAAGAUGUUAUUACAAACAUCUUGGGCCUCACGGCGACUUGCGUCAGUUAUGGUGGUUGGCUUCGGAGUUAGCAUGAUUUAUUUUGGCAUGCCUUUAAGCCUUGGCAACUUCGCAUUUGAUCUAUACUUGAGUGUGGCACUAAAUGCUUUUAUACAAAUUCCAGCUGCCUUGAUUAUAUACUUUCUUAUUGGGAAACUGAACAUGAAGUUCUCGGUACUGGGAUUGGCUAUAUUGAGUGGAAUUUGUAGUGUAACAUGUGUGUUGAUUAGGAAGAAGGGAAUGCAAAUAGGACUAGAAUUGAUAUCAUAUUUCUGCGGGAUCGCUGCGUUAGAUUUGUUUAUGAUUUAUACAUUGGAGUUGUUUCUGACAUGCACGAGAAACUCGGCUGUUUCAAUGUUGAGGCAGGCAAUGAUGUUAGGUGGGGUUUCUUGCCGAUCUUAG